Molecule: messenger RNA, 1206 nt
Organism: Gongylonema pulchrum
Lineage: Eukaryota; Metazoa; Nematoda; Chromadorea; Rhabditida; Gongylonematidae
Source: the annotation of a GenBank genome assembly
AUGUUACGACCGAAUCCACAUGAUCUCAGCUUGCUGAUCAACCUGACCUCCUUUUCCUUGCCUUCCUUCUCCAUCCCGCCGAAGGCCCUUCCAGCUGGUACAUAUUCCAGUUCGCGUCGUAUCUGGUCGGAAUUGCAGAUUCGAAAGGUGGUGAUACGCGAAGUGCCGAAUUUGGUUAAGUCCGAUGAACUUGUUGAUAAGAUUGCGGACGUUCUGUCGCAGAUGUUACAGCAAACGGAUGAGCCAAAGGAAAUCGUCAUGCUCACAUCUGUGCUCAUUCAGUUCUUGAAAACACAUCCAAAAGACGUGCUUUCGGCGGUAUUCCUGAAUAUAAUAAAAUCGGAUGAGGAAGCUGUGCGUCUGCGCUUAUUGAAAUUUAUAAAAGAACAAAUGCAGCAUAUUCCAGUUAUGAGGGAUGUUACGGCUACAGAGUUUGAUUUGUUGUUUGAUCUCAUGUUUUCUCUUUCAUAUUUCCAAACCUUGAAUGGGCGAGUGAUGCUGUACCAGAUUAUUGUCGACCAGCUACGUAUUGAUGAGCCAUUUCCAGCUAACGAUCCUCAGCGUCUUGAUCAAAUAUUAUAUCUUGUGGAACGGACACGGUCUUUGAUGUCCGUAAACUGUCGAAGCACUGUACUCGUGGAAUUUAUGAUUUCCAAAGGCAUUCCUGUUAUCGAAAAAGUGAAUCCAGCACUACGAGUGCGAUUUUUGCGUGCUCUCGUCAGUCUUGCGCCUUUCACAAAAACGCUGGAGCGCAAAACUAUAACGAUUCUCUUUGAAUAUCUCAUGCGAGGCAGUUCCACCAGCGACGAUAUGAGCGCGGUUUUGGAGCAAGAAUUACACCUCGACGAGCUUGAAUCAACUACUUUCGCUUUUGUAUCGUUUUGUAAGUCCGACAGGACAGCAUUUGAAUAUCUGAUGGAACAUCACAACAAUAAUUGGCAGGCAAGGAUUAUUUACCUGGCACGCCUUCUGCAGCGUUACAUUGUAAAGACCAGUGCUGAUUUACAAGACAUUAUCAAAUCGUCCUCCGCCGUUCAGAAUAAAACGGAGUGUUUGGUCACAGUGGCAUCCGGUGCGACACGGGUCAUUUCAACAGGCGCUGAAGAGCAGUUUAUCACGAGUGCACGUUUCUACUUUUGCGCGGAUCUCCUGCAGUGUAAAUUGCUGGGCAGAGUGUCUGGGAAUGGCCUCAGAGCUUCUGAGUAG